Molecule: messenger RNA, 3644 nt
Organism: Megalobrama amblycephala (Wuchang bream)
Lineage: Eukaryota; Metazoa; Chordata; Actinopteri; Cypriniformes; Xenocyprididae
Product: aspartoacylase
Exons: 3
Coding region: 2394-3251 (285 amino acids)
Molecular function (GO): hydrolase activity, acting on ester bonds
Source: RefSeq, a predicted model, not a curated record
GUAAUGACACUUUUGUCAUUAAUAUGUUUAUAAUCAACUGAUAAAAGCACAAAUGUCAGAGCAUGUCAAAACUUCUCCAGGGCCCAAAAUCAGCCUCAGACUCCAGAGGGUUAAACGAGUGCAUUGAAUAACAGAAUGGGAAAGGAGAGAGAGAGAAAAGAGAAAAACAAACAAUUCAGAGGCACUUGAUUCAAACUUGAAUUGAACUCUUGUUCAAUUAAAUUAAAAUAAAUGCACAGAAGAACAGCAUGGGACAAAGAGAGGAGAAAGCCUUCCCUAUUUGUGGAUUUCCCUAAAGGAAAUUGCUUUUUGGUAAGCCAAGAUGCCAACUGAUUGACACUACCUAAUUUUAAAUUACAAUUAAACGUUGUUCAAUUAAUUUUAGAAUAAAUGUAUGAAAUAAGGGAGGCUUGGGUGUGUGUGUGAAUGUUAUUGUCAGGCAAUAACAAACAGGACACAGGACUAAGAGUGAAUGAAAUAAAGCAUUAAGUGAUACAAGGGAAAGAAUUUCCGAAGUAAAUAAAAACAAAGGAAAUAAAGAGAAAAAAAACAAAACAAAAAGGUAAUAAUAAAAUUAAAACAUAAAUAAAAUAAUAAUGAUAACUCAAGAGAACGAAAAAAAAAUUGAGUUAAAUCAAAAGAGUAGAAUAAAAUUAAAUAAAAAUAGAAUAGAAUAGAAUAGAAUAGAAUAGAAUAGAAUAGAAUAGAAUAGAAUAGAAUAGAAUAGGGUAAAUCUGUGACCGAAAAAAAAGAGGAGAGGAAAGGACACACAGAUGGCAGCGAAUUGACUUCCGGAUACGUCCACCAGGGGGAGCACUUCCAGGAAGUGAAUUCUUUGUUGGACGGGCAACUUAAUUCAAAUUAAAGAUUUAAAACGUGUUUAAACCAAAUUUAACUAAGUAAACCACAUUCCAAAAACGAUUGAAAAGCAUAACCAUCAACAAAUAGUUAGCCUAUAACAGCAACGUUGAAGUAGUCACAGGGAAAUUUGGAGACAAUUCAGUUCAAAGUAUGGCGAGCAGCUUUAACUCAGAACGUCCACGCGGUGGCGUUGCUGAGUCAACACAACAAUGAAGUAGGGAGGGGUGCCCCACCUGGACAGACUGCCCUCUGGCGUCUGGUCAGGGUUACUGCAUCCACCUCCGUGAUAUUUUUAAAUUAGCGUUACAGCUGAUUUAACUGCACAUAUCACAAAUACAAACUUUUUGGAAUCUCGGCGGAUUCUUCGGUGCCAGUUCACUGGACUGAUGCAACCUUUUAUCACAAGUAUAAAACUUUGGAAACUCGGGGUUUAGUGACCCCCUGUUUGCACAAAUUUUACUGCAUAAAUAUGUAACUGCAGGAUAAUUCACUGCUGUUAUUAGUCACGCUGGAUCAGGGCGUUUUCGACUGGCUCCAACUUUACAAGUCAAAUCGGAUGAAGCAGGUCUUGAGGUCGGCCCUCAGCCACAGGGCGUUUUGAGGAGCAAUGUAUUUGAGUCCAUGAGGACAAUACUGAAGCAUGCUCUGGACUUCAUUGAGCUUUUCAAUAGUGAAAAUACUUUUUAAUAAAAGAAGACUGGAAGCUGUGGAUUAGCAUCUGGCUGCUGGAUCUCCACUAUAACACCUAACUGCAGUUUUCCCUCAAACGCUAAAGGGUUUUUUAAAGGAACUACAGCUGAAAAACUUCACACAAUUGUUGAUCUUCACUUGCUAAACAGAGAGGUGAGCACUUUCUGGCAAAAAACUUUAACAAAAACUGUAUAUUUUGAUUAUAUUCAAGUGAAAACUCUCAUUAUUAUAAGCUAAAAGCUAAGUUAAGCUGGCUGCAGUUUUGGCUCAGUGCCCAUUCUGAUCGCCAUGGUGACCCUGGCGCAGGCAGAGCGCAGGGAGGUGUCUUACCCAGAGAAGUGCAGAAGUGUGCAGAGACAAUCCUGAUCUUCUGUAUGCUGACUACAUUCAACUAAAUGGGAAAAGAAUUAAGAACAACCUCAUCUUCUACACCACUCUGAUUACGGCAUGGAAAUCAGCCAUCUGUGAGGAAUAUAUGUACAUUUUUAAAGAAGGAAUCGGUCGAGGUGGAAGAUUAACUAUAUGCAAAGAUGAACUGCUGGACACAGACAACCCCAUCCUCACCAUAACCUACUACACUAAAGGCACCUUCCUUCUUCAAUGCAAUGAAGCCAGCCUGAACUCAUUCGAGGAGACUUUCCCCCUGCUGAAGGCCAGAGUCGAGGAGGAGAGAGACAUGCCUCAAGCAAACGGCACAGACUCUGAGGAGGAAGACCCAGUCAAUCUUUCACCUUUCACCAUCUGAACGUCGACUGAGAGACAGUUUAGCUUUGCUGGAACUGGACUUCACUGAAUUCAAAGAACAUGCUCAACUCAAACUCUCAGACACACACAACACAAACAUGUUCAUCCAAGAGCUCAAAGAUGAACUCAGGCAGCUGAAGAAAGACACUAACUCCAUCACUGAACUCUCAAGAGCUCUCAGAGAACUAAAAGAAGAAAACCAAACUCUCCGCACACAGAUAUGCAAGCUAGAGAAGGACAAAGAGAGAAAGGAAGAGAACUUCUCCAGACAGCUGCAAGAAAUGAGAGAGCAGUUACAAAAAAACACAGAAGACAACACAAUUCACCUCAGCACAGCUCCUACUACAGACUACACAAACACAGACAGUGAGCCUGCCACAAACACACAGACACCCACAGAAACACAAACAUCACCUGCCCACCCUCCUGAACCUGAUCCAGAUGUUCUCCUCCUCAUGGACUCUAAUGGAAAGUUCUUGGACCCACAGAAACUCUUCCCACAUCAGAAAGUCACUGCAAAGCGAUGCAGCACAACAGGCCACGCCCAGCAGAUCAUCAGAGACUUCACAGGACACCCCUUAUGUGUUAUAAUCCACACCGGGACUAAUGACCUCCACUCGCUGUGCAACAACACUGCUGAUGCUGUCAGGAAAAUUGCGGAAACCGCCAGCAAAAAAUUCCCAGAGUCCCGAAUCAUCAUCUCCACACUUCUCCCACGACGUGACACACCACCACACAUCAUCUACAGCAUCAAUGCUGAAAUUUCCCGCAGAUGUUCUGCACUCCCAAACGUGCACCUGGUCCACCACCAACACAUCGGCCUACAACAUCUGUAUGAUGGACUCCAUCUACACAAAGACGCAGUGCGUGUUUUUGCAAAAACCUUAAAAGAUGCAGCCCUGGGCCGCAGCCCAACAUCAUCAAGACACCUAUUACCAACUCCAGAACGGUACUGACCCAUUCACCCCUACAUGCCCAGACACACCCCUCCGAUCCCGGUGAGGAAAGACGGCAGCUGGACAAGCAUCCCACAUCAUCCACCACACCCACACCCACCUAUGGCUCACUACACACCUGUAAACCUGUGGUCACCAACUUCAUGUCCACCUGCUGGCCAUCAAGCCCCCAUCAGGAAGAAGAAACCAAAGCCCCCCCCCCACAUCCACACCAAGAGAAAUCCCUGCAACCAAGAGCACAGAGCUACGCUGAAGCUGUAGCCCGGCCUCCUGCUCCACCCACCACCGCCACACCUGCCAGCGAACUGAGCCAGAUCAGAGAGAUGCUGCACACACUGUGCAACCAGCUCCUGAGCAGAUAAGAACAGCAUUCACAAACACAGUGCUCUAUUG